This is a messenger RNA of Schistocerca nitens (vagrant locust), 2117 nucleotides long. RefSeq names its product heterogeneous nuclear ribonucleoprotein H-like. Gene Ontology annotation, biological process: regulation of RNA splicing. The coding region runs from base 76 to 1437 and encodes 453 amino acids. Gene Ontology annotation, cellular component: nucleoplasm; ribonucleoprotein complex. The transcript has 9 exons. Lineage: Eukaryota; Metazoa; Arthropoda; Insecta; Orthoptera; Acrididae. The record is from RefSeq and is a predicted model, not a curated record. Gene Ontology annotation, molecular function: RNA binding.
GCCAUUCUUGUGGAAAUCUUCGAUCUUCCCGGUCCUGUAGAGUCGCCAUCUUAAUCGAACGUAGGUAUUUUACUCAUGGAGGAAACUCGUAGUACUGAUGGGGAUAUGAAAUCUGAAGUAAAGCCGGAAAGAAAGAUGUCUGGCUCUGGUGAUCAUGACGACGAGGCUUACGUCGUUAAACUGCGUGGCUUGCCAUGGUCGACUACGGUCGACGAAAUUUUACAAUUUUUCAAUGAUUGUCGUAUCAAAGACGGCAAGCUUGGAAUACACAUGACAAUGUCCAGGGAAGGGCGCCCGAGCGGUGAGGCAUAUGUGGAGAUGGAAAGUGAUGAGGACAUAGAGAAGGCUUGCAAAAAGGACAGAGAUCACAUUGGACACAGAUAUAUAGAAGUGUUUAAAGUUAAGCGGUCAGAGAUGGAGUGGGUUGUAAAACGCAGUGGACUAAAUUUGGAAAAUGCUAUGGAUGAUGGUUGUGUUAGACUUCGUGGCCUACCAUUUGGCUGCUCUAAGGAGGAAAUAGCUCAAUUUUUCUCAGGGUUGGAGAUAGUACCCAACGGGAUAUCCCUACCGACUGACUUCACGGGAAGGAGUACUGGGGAGGCUUACGUACAGUUUGUUAACAAAGAAGUGGCAGAGAAAGCUCUGCAGAAACACAAGGAUAAAAUAGGACACAGGUACAUAGAAAUAUUCCGCAGCAGCCUUUCUGAAGUGCGUGCCGCUAUUGGCCCAAAAAUGCGUCCUUUAGGACCAGGAGGUUUCAACCAGCGUCCAGCUCCUUAUGAUCGUGGUGAUAGAUUUGGUGGCAUAAAUCGCUAUAAUAAUAUGGGUAGAGGAUCUCGGAGUUUCAAAGGUGGUUUUGGUGACUUCGAUGAUGGUCCAAGUCCAUGGGGUAUGAAUUCAUCAUGGGGUGGGAGUGGAGGACCUGGAAUGAGAGGUAACAUGGGUGGUCGUGGUAGCAGUAGCUUCAACAUGAGUAUGAAUUCAGGUGGAUUUGGCAACAUGGGUAUGGGACGUGGAGGACGUUCUGGUGGAGGUGGAAACUGGAAUGGUGGUGGAGGUGGUGGUGGCCACUGUAUACACAUGAGAGGUCUGCCAUUCCGUGCAACACAGGCUGAUAUUGCUGAUUUUUUCAGGCCAGUUGUACCAGUCAAUAUUAGGCUCCUAUACGACAACAGUGGCCGUGCGUCAGGAGAAGCAGAUGUUGAAUUUGCAACACAUGAUGAAGCAUUAAAAGCAAUGUCAAAGGACAAAGGACACAUGCAACAUCGUUACAUUGAACUGUUCCUGAAUUCUUCACCUGGUGGUUCUGGCGGUAUGGGAGGAGGCAACUUUGGAAUGGGAGGUGGAGGAUUUGGUGGUGGCGGAUUUGGCGGAGGUGGUGGUGGCGGAGGUGGUGGUGGUGGAUUUGGAGGAGGCAGAUCAAAGUUUCGUUUUUAAAUACUCUCCACUUCUAUUACAUUGGUUCUCAAUGGAGAUUUUCUCAAAGUUUCACAAGUUGUGAGAGACUUUAAGGUCAGACACUUCUUUCUGUUAUUGCUACUGUUUUGCUGAGUCAGUGUUCUCUUCAGUGCACUUUGAAGUUUAGUCCACUUUAGUUGUGGUUGAAUUAGUUUGUGCUGUAUAAGUUUAGCUGUAAGCCAGUAAAAUUAGUGGUGCAACACUAGUGUUUGUUACUUUGGCACAAAGAUUAAGUUUGGUACUACACACAACACAAAUUGUUAAAUUGUACAUUCCAUCUGUAAAACAGCCAUAAAUUGAAGUCUGGUAACUGUAAUGUCUUCAGUGUACUGAGACUGAAUGGUCAGUAGUAAAUACUUUAGAUCUCUAUUAGGGAAACUGACAAUUGACGUUUGUGUAUUUAAUGUUAAUUACUUUACUCAUAACACACAGUGAGAAAGUAGAUAAGCAAGAAAUUGGAGGCUGGUAACGAUUUACAGUGUAUGUGGCAUGAUUCCUACUAUUGUAGCCAUUGACAUAUUCGGUAGAUCAGACAGGUUGGGUGAGUAUUUCAAACUGGAUCAUAACUACUUCAGAAGUGGCGAAGGCUAUGGAAACAAAAGAUUAAAUAGCAACUUCACAUGUACUGAAGAUACAAUAAAGACUGUUAAAGAUUUUAA